AUGAGGGCGUUCACCUUCGUGUUGAUCGCCCGUUUUGUGUUCGCCAAGGAGGUCUGCACCAAAGACACGUGCGGGCCCCGCAGCGCGAGGGACGUUAUGUUUGUUCAGCUGCGCAAGAAGCAGAUGAAGGCCCACCUCAGCAGCACCUGCCGCACGGCUCUGCCUGGGGAGGCCUGCUACGAGGCGGUUCUGGCGGCGCAAAACGGGCCAAGUGCCGACUCCGGGCUGCCGGCGGAGAUGGAGUCGGCCUCCUUUGAGGAGAUCCAGACCUACUUCUUCGAGAUGGGCCCGGCUGGGGCGGUGUCCUGGGAUCCUGCGGAUGGUGGGCUGGACAGGGUUUGUAGGGGCCGCUCCACGAGCGACAACAACCCAGCCCACUACCGCGUCGUCAGUGCCGGGGACCUCCAAGCGUGCCAGGAGCGGUGCCAGAGGUCUUCGGGGUGCAAGGCCGUGGAGUUUUCCGGGAACCGCUGCGAGCUCUGGCUGCGCGAGGUGGAAGCCACCCUGUCACUGAGGAACUUCCAGUGCCAUCGAUUGGUUGAGCCAUCCAACAGCUUCUGGGAUUUCGAGCCGGUGGAUGGGGCCGUCGACCGGGUCUGCCGUGGCGCAAGCAGGGGGGACAACAAGGCCUCCUACUUCGAAGUCAGCCGGGCGUCGUCGCUCGGCGACUGCCAGGCAAAGUGCCUGGCGGCGCCCCUCUGCACCGGAGUCGAGUUUCACGUCAAGGGCCGGUGCGAGCUCUGGAACCGCACCGUGGACGCCUUCUCCGUGCUCAGCGGCUACCAGUGCCACCGCGUGACCCGCAAGCCGCUGAACCGCCACUGCGACACCUUGCCCUGCGUCUGCCGCACGGCCCAGCCUGGCGAGCCAUGCUACGCCGACGUCACCUGGGCCAUGACGGAAGGCAUCAAUUGGAAGCCGGAGUGGUAUCCUGGCCUCACCCCCUCCUCCAGCUUCGAAGACUUCCAGGCCUUCCUAACUAUGGCCAACACCGCCUCCUGUUCAGACAUGCCGUGCCCAAGCCCGACGACCACAACCACAACCACAACUACAACCACGACUACAACCACAACCACGACCACGACCACAACCACGACUACAACCACAACCACAACCACCACCACCACCACAACCACCACGACCACAACUACAACCACCACAGCGACCACAACCGUCGCCACCACCACACCCUCUGGGGCCACCUCGACCACACCUACGGCGACGGGCCCGACUUGUGAGGACGUCUGGGAGACUGCGGCCGCCGACCAAUGGUCCACCUCUACGUGUGGAGGGCGAGUGGAGUGGUACAAGGGCUCUGGGAUGAGCGACAUCGAGGCCCGGGCCAAGGUGGGCCUCGAGUGGUCGGCCUGUGAGCCCUGCUGGCCCUGGCCCAAGUACAAGGAGCCUGGCGACCUCCGCAUCUCGCGGAAGCGGGGCAUCGCCACGCAGAACUUCCGCCUGAGCCCCGCAAGCCUGGCAACGCUGAGCCAGAACAUGCACUGGGGUUACAUCUGGCGCCACCUUCCUCCACCUUGGGAAAGCGGUCCUGGGCUUGAGGAGUGGGCGCGCCAUGGCCUGAACUUCGUGCCCAUGGUUUGGGGCCAGGGGGCUGACCACCUCGACCGAGCUCUGGAAGAGGGCGUGCCGGCGCAGAAGAUGGCACUGCUGGGCUUCAACGAGCCCAACUUCCCGGAGCAGGCGAACCUUUCUCCGCAAAGGGCCGCCGAGCUGUGGCCUUCCCUCGAGGAGCUGGCGAAGAACGCCAGCAUCGACUACUUGGUGUCCCCGGCCGUCAACUUCGCGGAGUACGACCCCAUCGCCUGGCUGCGCGACUUCUUCAGUGCCUGCAGUGGCUGCAAGGUCGAUGCCGUGGCCUUCCACACCUACACCUGCCACGGGAAGUAUCUGAAGGACCACAUCGAGAUGUACAAGGUCUUCGAGAAGCCGAUCUGGCUCACGGAGUUCGCUUGUAGCGAGGCCGCCUCCCCGGAGCGCCUUCCAGCAGAGGGGCAGAUGGCCUUCAUGCGCGAGGCCAUCCCGGUGCUGGAGCAGGAGCCUGCCAUUGCGUACUAUGCCCUUCGGAAGCAGUUGCGGAGGGCCUGGUUCAACAUGUUCGAGGACGAUUGGGACUUUCCCAUCGUGGACGGCAAGAACGGCGACGCCGGCCUCAUCUACAAGAACGGGAGCCUCUCGGCCUUGGGGGAGCUCUACGCCUCCUUCGCCAGCACGCAGCCCCUCGACCCGCCCCCUCCGGCGCCGCCCACCACCACGCCGCCGCCCUGCGGCACGGCUCUGCCGGGGGAGCCCUGCUUCGAGGCGGUGACUUGGGCCAUGACUGUGGGCGUGGCCGGCAACCCUGAGUGGUACCCCGGGCUCACUGCGUCCUCGAGUUUCGAGGAGUUCCAAGACUUCUUCUACGAGACGCAGCUCAACAACCAGGUGGCCUGGAAGAUGCUGGUGCG
Molecule: messenger RNA, 2462 nt
Organism: Symbiodinium natans
Lineage: Eukaryota; Dinophyceae; Suessiales; Symbiodiniaceae
Source: the annotation of a GenBank genome assembly